CUUAAUAGUAGUAAGGUUGAUCAUUUUCAUAUAAAAAUCUAAAAUCCCACACAGUGACUCCAGGAAGGGAAAUUCAGCGCGCUAAAUAAACCAUCGCACACGCCUGCAAGUACAAAGCUAAUACUAACAAGAAUGGCGAAAGGAAUGUACUUAGAGCAUUAUUUAGACAGCAUCGAGGGACUUCCCUGCGAGUUGCAGAGAAACUUCUCAUUAAUGGAGGAUUUAGAUAACAGAACUGAAGAGAAAAAAGCAGAGAUAAGUGAACUAGCUUCUGAGUAUAUGGAAAAAGUUAGAAAUCUAGCAUCUGAGGAGCGUGUCCAGCAUUUAAAGAAGAUUGAAAAUGCCUACAACAAGUGCAAAGAGUACAGCGAUGACAAAGUUCAGCUUGCAAUGCAGAUUUAUGAAAUGGUGGAUAAACACAUUCGACGGCUGGAUGCUGAUCUUGCACGCUUUGAGAACGAUCUGCAGGAGAAACUGGACUCGGGUGACUUGGAUAGCUCAGAUGAAAAGCAAUCUCGAAAGGAGAAGAAUUUAAAAGACAAAAAGGGAUCCCAUGGAAGAGACAAGAAAGGAUCAGAUCAAGACUCACCCAAGCAGAAAAAACAGAAAGCUAGUGGAAACAUAAGUGAAUCUCUGCUCGCCAUGCACCCAUCAGACGUCCUGGAUAUGCCAGUGGACCCUAAUGAACCCACAUACUGCUUGUGUAGUCAAGUAUCAUAUGGAGAAAUGAUUGGAUGUGACAAUUCUGAUUGUCCAAUUGAAUGGUUUCAUUUUGCUUGUGUUGGCCUGACAACCAAACCAAAGGGAAAAUGGUACUGUCCACGAUGCACCCAAGAGAUGAGAAAAAAAUAGUCCGCUUCUACAAUGCCUCCUGAAUCAAAUGUCCAAUUACAGCCUAUUCAGUGAAAAUCAAUUAACAUUGUAAAAGUGCCUUUGCUGUGUAGACAACCAUGAGUGUAACAACAGGGAUGACUAUUAAAUGCAUUUUCCAGUUGGUGCCAGCAGAGGGCAUGGAUCUCUUUUCUUUUGCUUUAGAAUAAAGUUUAUUUAU
This is a messenger RNA of Labeo rohita (rohu), 1051 nucleotides long. It is a transcript of the gene ing5b, whose product is annotated as inhibitor of growth family, member 5b. The transcript has 8 exons. NCBI's taxonomy places the organism in Eukaryota, Metazoa, Chordata, Actinopteri, Cypriniformes, Cyprinidae. Bases 133 to 852 code for a protein of 239 amino acids. Gene Ontology annotation, cellular component: nucleus. The record is from RefSeq and is a predicted model, not a curated record. Gene Ontology annotation, molecular function: chromatin binding. Gene Ontology annotation, biological process: positive regulation of DNA-templated transcription; positive regulation of apoptotic signaling pathway.